AUGGCCGGCACCGCCCAGGGCGCCGUGGACUCGCUGCUGGGCCGCCUCUCGUCGGUGCUCCUGGAGGAGGCGCAGCUGCUGCGCGGCGUCCGCGGCGACGUCGAGUUCAUCAAGGACGAGAUGGAGAGCAUGAACGGCUUCCUCCUCGACGUCGCGGCCGCCGACCGCCCCAACCACCAGGUCCGGGCCUGGGCCAAGCAGGUCAAGGAGCUCGCCUACGACUCCCAGAACUGCAUCGACCGCUACGUGCAGUGCGUCUCCGACGUCCCCGGCGCCGGGGCCGGCUCCGGCGCGGGCGUCCUCGCCACCCUCCGGCGCGCCCCGCGCCUGCUGAGCACCAUGCCGGCCCGUCACCGCACCGCGGUGCGGAUCCGGGAGCUCAAGGCCCGGGCGCGCGACCUGGGCGAGAGGCGGCGCAGGUACGACGUCACCGUCCCGCAUGUGGCCGCCGCCGUACCUGUCGCCGCCGCCGCCGCGGAGGACGAGCAAGACGACGCGCGGAGGCGAGCUCUGGCGAACGCCACGGAGUUCCUGGACGAGGACGUCCGGGAGGUGAUCAGCUGGCUGACCAAAGACCUGCCCCGCGGCCAUCCGCAGUGCUGGCUCCGGGUCAUCGCCAUUGUGAGGAGGCAGUACCAGGAAGACGAGUACCCGCUCACGAGGAAGGUCUACGAGCAUCCAUCCUUGUCGAGCUGCUUCCAUCUCAAGGCAUGGAUCAAUGGCAUCGAGAAGUACAUGAAGCGCAAGGAGACGCUCCAGUGCAUACUGGACCAGCUGCCCGCACUGGAUGAUGAUCAUGAUCAUGCAGACAAGUUAGCGGCAGGCGAUGGCGACAUGGAUGAGGAGGAGCAUCAGUUGGUGAAGAAGCUCAAGGAUCGUCUCAAGGGCAAAAGGUUCUUGAUUGUCGCCGCUAACGAUCCAUAUGGAAAGGUGCGGGCAGAGAUAGAAUCUGUGGCUGCUAGCCAUGGCGAUCCCUUUUCAGCUGGAAGUGCCAUCAUUGUGACGACAUGGCGGGAGCCGUUGUUGGUUCCCUACAAGGUCAAGAACUAUCUCAACAUUGACACCCUUUUCCACGAGAAAGCUGUGGCACUAGUCGGUGACCACUGCGACAGCGAUCUGCAGGAGAUCAUAAGGAAGAUACUCACAAAGCGUGGAGGGAACUUCUUCUCCAUGGAGAUGUUCCUCCGCGCGCUCUAUGUCAAUCCCAAAAGACCCAAAGAGCAGCUUCAGAUUUUGCUGGACAGCCUCACAUUUGGGAGCAUCAUUGCUACACACAUGAUACUCUUCUCCUACAAUGACCUGCCGAGCCAUUACAAGAGCUGCCUGCUGUACCUGUCCAUCCUUUUUGAGAGGAUGUAUCUGACAUCCAGCUCUCCACAGGAUUUCAGAGUCAAGAGGACAAGCAUUGUAAGACGAUGGGCGGCUGAAAACCUCAUCACCAAAAGAGAUGGGCUGGUUGCAACUGUUGAGGCUGAGCGCUGUUUUGAUGCGCUCGUAAUCCAUGGUCUAAUUCGUCCUGUUGACAUCGGUGCUGCAGGCAAAGUGAAGACCUGCACGGUGCAUCAUCGGAUUCUGUCAUUCAUUACCAAGAUGGCCAGAGAUGAGGGCUUAGUCGACACUGACCUGCCUCCUGACUUGGCUUCUCGCCUUUCUAUCCGCAAUGGAAUCAGGCUGCAACAACUCCAGCACCACAAAAUGAAAAAUGUAAAGGGAUUCGUGGAAGUGCUGGACCUAGAAGGAUUCAAAGGGUUGAAGAAACACCACCUCAAGGACAUCUGCAACAAGGUAUAUCAGCUCAAGUAUCUGAGUAUAAGGAACACUGAUAUCACUGAGCUCCCAAAGGACAUUGAGAAGCUCAGAUACCUGGAGACACUUGACAUCAGACAAACCAAGAUACGGACAUUGUCCUCAAAAGCUGUCGUGCUACCAAAGCUGAUGCAUCUACUCGCUGGCAAUGUUGAACAUCAAAGAAAGGAUGCUGCCUCUGGGUCAGGGGGCAGGUCAUUUUCCACUGUGCAAAUGCCUCGUGGAAUCGGGAGCAUGACAGAUUUGCAGAUUCUGUGCCAUGCUGAAGUCUUCAACAGUGCUGAUGAAUUGAUGGAAGUUGGACGGCUGCAACAACUGAGAAAGCUGGGUGUGGUUCUCCGUGGCAAGGAAGCUCGUCUUGGUCAUUUUCUACGGGUGAUUGAGAGGCUGAAUGAAUGUCUCAGCUCUUUGUCGCUCCGAAUUGAGCUAACUAGCAGCAGCGAAACUCCUGACCUGAACAUGGAGAAGACUGCAUUCUCACCCCCAAAAUUACUUGAGAGCCUAACCAUCAAUGGCACCAUAACCGGGCUGCCUAGUUGGAUCAAGGAGCUUCAUCUACUUUCCAAGAUAACUCUAUGUGGUACUUCCUUGAUGGACAAUGCCAUCUGGAGUCUUGGUGAGCUCAGCAGCUUGCGGUACCUCAGGCUCUGGCACAAGUCAUACAUAGAAAUGAGGCUCACCUUCAAGGAUGAUGAGUUCUAG
This is a messenger RNA of Miscanthus lutarioriparius, 2508 nucleotides long. NCBI's taxonomy places the organism in Eukaryota, Viridiplantae, Streptophyta, Magnoliopsida, Poales, Poaceae. The record is from the annotation of a GenBank genome assembly.